Paramisgurnus dabryanus is the source of this 5306-nucleotide messenger RNA. RefSeq lists its product as uncharacterized. Lineage: Eukaryota; Metazoa; Chordata; Actinopteri; Cypriniformes; Cobitidae. Gene Ontology annotation, molecular function: protein binding. The record is from RefSeq and is a predicted model, not a curated record. Gene Ontology annotation, cellular component: extracellular matrix; plasma membrane.
GUCAAAAAUGAGAUGAUGAUAUUGACCGAAUGCUCUCGGCACGUAUCACACAUUCUUAUACCACGGGGCUGUUGAAUGCUUUAUUCGAAGUUGAGAAAUGUUCAACCGGUGUUGAUUAUUUGUCUGUAAAACACACGCCUAACCUGUCAAAUGCAAUGUAUUUGUUAACCAUGGUAUAAGCGGAAUAAUUGACUCCGGUCCUUUGAAUUAUUUUUAACGGCGUUACCACCUUGGGUGUGCAUUAUUUUAGAAUAAUUCAACAGCCCGUCAUCAAAUAAUUCUUACAUCAAAUACUCAAAUACUUUCCCUUCCAAUCCAAAUAUCAACAUUGGCUUUCAGAGAUCAUGCACCCCGCCUUUAAAUACCGAUUAAAUGACAUUUAGAAAUACUGCUUUGUUGGCAGAAUCCUCUAAACGCCAUGUCGAUUUUUCAGCAAAGUGUGCAAAAGAUCAAUUUGAUGGACGACAGCGUGCAAAAUGACCGUGGAUCACAUUCAGACCAGAGUUACAUGCAUCACAGCGCCCUCUAUUGUGUGGUUCAGUUUCUUCAUUCUUUUUACAUUCUGACUUUUAUCAUUUGCAAUGUUUCUAGUCGCAUCUUUAGUGAUUUUGCAACUGUUUACUAUGUCUUGUGUCUUGUCUAAGUGUAGGUUUUUACCAAAAAAGCUUGCAUGCACUUAAAGGAGUAGUCCACUCUAUAGAUGGGGCCCAUUGACUUACCAUAGUAUUUUUUUUCCUACUACAAAAAGUCAACGGACCCCAUCUUUAAAGUGGACUACUCCUUUAAGAGGAUUUUGAAGUGAAAGGCAGUCAAAUUUGUUAAAGGGGGUGCAUGAUUUUUGAAAAACACUUUGGAAAAGGGAGUCUGACCGAGUACCAAAACACACUUGUAGCCAAUUAGCAGUAAGGGGCGUGUCUACUAAUCAACAUUGUUGCCUGGUUGUGUAUGUGUGGGGCGGGUCUAUCAAAAGAAGGUCCAGAUUCUAUUAGGGUAGGGGAGUGUUUGUUUAGGUGAUCAUGCACCCCGCCUUUAAAUAAGGCAUUUCAAUUACUUAUAACAUUUUCAUUUCCGCUUAAGUUGAAUUACUGAACCUUAACACAAGAGAGUGAUAAAAUGUUAAUUUACAAGAAAACAUGUCAGAUGUACUAAGAGGGUUUUGCUUCUGAAUUUCAUAAAAUAUUACAUGUGUUUAAUGUAAAGAAAGAUCUGAUCAGAAAACACUCACUUUAUUGGUUUUGUUAUUGCGAGUUUUCCAGCGUGUUGGUGGUUUAAUUAUUGGGCAUCUUGUGAAGGGCGUCCCAUCAUCGCCCAACUGGAACACUGCACUGCAUGUUCAUCUGUAUCCUUGACAAACCACUAUAGACACAUUUGUAUCCUGGUAACUGAUAGUUUAAGCACAGCGGGUGGCUCUUUCGUUCAGGUAUUCGGUGGACAUUAGGUAUUGAAGACAUUGAUAUUUUUCAGUAUGCAUGGUGAGUCUCAAUGCUAUUUGAAUUUUUAUUGAUUUUACAAUUGCUUAAAGAUGAUGUUAAAUGGAUGCUUUGUUUCUUCCUACAGCUUUUCGUAUUUUUAUGAUUUUGCAAUGCAUAAAUGUGGCAUGGUUUCAAUCCUGCAUACAUACAGACACGGACUAUGUUUGCAAGGAGAUACCGACAGGUUAUCCUGCUGGCCUGACCUCUUUGAUCCUCUUCCUGAACGAUUUAGGAGAAAUCGACUUAUCUAUUUUUAACAGUACAAAUCUGACCUCCGUGAUCAGUUUGAAAAUAACACAAGCCAAGGUCACCGCAGUGGCUCCACGAACUUUUGAUAAAUUCCACAACCUAAAAACUCUCCUUUUGUACGACAACCAUCUUUCUGAUGUGUCUUCAGAAUGGUUCAGCCACCCUGAUGCCCUUGAAACCCUCAGACUGAUGAAUAAUAAAAUAACUACGCUGGAUCAUAGUUCAUUUUUUGGGAUGACAAACCUGCUCACUUUAAACUUGUCUCGGAAUCAAAUUCACACUAUAACCCCGAAUAGUUUUAUCAGUACGAGUAAACUAAGACUACUGGAUCUGUCCAACAAUAACCUGACAAAUCUGGACGUUGAUGUGCUGCGUCCUCUUAAUGCCACAAAGAUCCGUCUAGAUGGAAACCCUUGGGACUGUUCAUGCUCUGUACACUACUUUGCCGAAUUCCUGCGAGGUCUUCAGAACGUGUCUCUGUUGGAGAACGAGAUGCUGGUGUACUGCAGCAGCCCUCCCAAAUUAAAAGGCAAACUAGUAUGGCAGGUGCAAGAAUGUAAGACCCUAACAACAGUGAGUCAAACAAAUGAACGCCCCACCACUAUCACCAUGAUCCCUGCCGUUGGAGGAUCUGCCAGUAUAACCAAACCACUUACUAUCCGACCUUCAACUUUAAUCAGUUUAAUUGUGGUACUCUGCGCCCUGGUACUCGUCAUCUGUGUCCUUUCAGUCUUGUAUCAUAGGAAACGUGAGAGGAAACAUCUACAGACUGUAAAACCUUCCCUGGAGAAAACCAAAAGCGUGAAUACUGGGAAAAAGACUGAAAAUAAUAGCAAACGAGUUAAAUCUGAAAUUCCUGAACGGGCACAUAAACCCACAACAGGGAUGUUACUGAGGACGCACCGAGCGGUAGUUGGGGAUGAGAUGACGUCACAGAUCUACCACAUUUAUUCAUCAGGGAUUUAUCAAAAUAGAGAACCCAUUAAACGUGUGAGCUCAGCCGGUCCGAUCCUCUGCCGGACGGAGUUAUUUACCAAACAGAUGGAGGUUGCAAAGGAAUUCAAUGCAUUGAAGAGCGCUAAGUAUUAUGAUGGAUGCAGGGCAUCAGAACAGCAAAAGGAAAAUGUGAGAGUAAACCAUGACGUGUGUGAGGAGGCGGAGCACCAGGGGAAGGAUCGACGAAUAAGGAAUGAGGACGAGGAGAAUACCAGCCAAAAAUAUGUUGUCGGUUACUCCACGGACAUGCAGGGGUCAUGUGAUGGAUGGCUCAGAGAAAACGAUUUGGAAACUGAUGGGGCUAAAGCUGAAACAAGCAUGGAUAAAGAAGCUCCACGCAGUUUUGUGAAGAAUGAAGUGAUGACUCGCGAGGAACACCAAAAUAAUAAAUCAUCUCAAAAUGCAGAGAGCACCCAAGCUCUUUCACAUGAAGAGUUUGUGGAGAACGCUGAGAGCUUGCCGUACCUUACCAUCGGUGCUGAUCCCGAAAACCAGAGCUCUGUCGAUAAACAAAGCACUCCUACAGGUGGCACCAGAUCUGGACCUUUAAGACCCAUCCGACGCGUUCUGACCUGGCCACCAACUGCUGUCCAAUGGAAGAAGCAGUGGAUUCAAAACCAGCGAGUCCUUAAUGUUUUUCCCAAAAUAAUAUUUGUAACCGGUUGCAGGCAGUUUCAACACACCGUUUGCCCCACAUCCAUACCAACUGGCAGAGAGUUCAAUGCUCUUGAGUUCUUACCAGAAAACUCACUCCCAGAAGAUGAUGUCAGAGUUACGAUAGAUAGAGACACUUAUUGGAGAAAUGUUGGGUCAUUCAAUGCCCAAGAGUCCUUGUCUGGUAAUAUUUCACCAAAGAUCGUUUCAAAGAAAGAAACAUUUGAGUCAAGCGUCCCAUCCGACAUGUUUUCCAAAAACUCACCUGGUGAUGAAAGCGAGGUCUCCUCUGAACUCUUCACCGUCCUCCGUGCAUCAUCUAUUGGUGGCAACUCGAACCCUGCUAGCAGAGAGAAGAGAAACCAUGCAGAUGACAUAGAGAAAAUGAAAAGCGAUAAGAAAAAGAGACGGCGAGUUGAGAAAAGCGACUCCAAGCGAGCGGAGAACCCGGGGAGAGCUCAGGUGUGUGAUAACCCGAGAGGUCAUCCUGCUGGAGGUUCUCCAAAAGAUGACAGUCUGCUUUUGGGGAACGAAUACACGUACAUAGAUCUGCUUCACGAGGUGGUGCAAAAUCAUGGGCGCUGGACACGAGACAGGUGGAGACAGACACAAAUAAACAAACAUAAACUUAAACAACAAGGAGAGAGUCGGUAAACUGUGAUUGUUUUUCCUUCUUCAAAGAAUCAAGAUAAUUUAAGAUAAAAUAUGAAAUGAUGUAAAAUAUGUUCAAUGUUAUUAAUGUGGAGUUGACAUAUGUAGAAGAUUUGUCUACUGUCAGAGAUGUUGAAUAUAACAAGAUUGAGCGCUUCUGGCUGUUUCCCAAUCUGAAGGCUGCGGAGGUCACAUAUGCAGACGGCAUACGUCAUCAGGUCUGGUUUAUUUAAUUUAACUAAGCAUUACAUUUAUAGUUAUAAGAAUAGAACAACAAUUUACGAUUAAGUAAGAAGAAUAGGCUGCAGCCUUCGGAUUGAGGAAUGGCCUCUGUCACUAUUCUGCAUCCGAAAGGUUAGGCAGCUGACUUGUUGCCUCUGGAAUUUAAUGAAGGCAGCUCUGGGAAACUCAUUAGGACAGCCUUCAUAGGCACCAUAACGGCAUUCCGAAAUAUAAACAGAGAGCGCCUUUCUGAUAAAUAAUCCCAUAUUUAAAAACUACAAUACUAAGAAAUCACUAGAAAUGCAAUGAAAGUUGUAAAAACUUCAAAUAAAACUUAAUUUACACUAAAUUUAUGAACCAGCAGCUUUUGGUUUCCAUUAAUUUUUUUCGAACUUGACCAGACUCGAUCAUUCACAUUUAAACAUUUAAAUUAAACGUUGGAUUCGGACGUGCCUUGAUGCCUUCCUGCCUUGGAAUGCUAACUCCAAAUGCAGCAUUUUAGAGCUUUCAGCGCAGCCUAUGAAUAGAGUGCCGCAGGGAUGACGUAUUUUUGUAGGCUAACACAAAAGUUGGCGGCAUACUGGAUCCCUUGCAGAAAGCCCAUUCAUUUUUUUUCAUAGACUUUUGGAUUAUUGCAAAAAAUAAGCUCUGUGUUUAACAAAUGUUUGUGACACUUACAUGUAGGGAUGGGCACGAGUAAUCGAUUGCUCGAUUACCCUAACGUGGUAUCGAUGGUUGAUCAUGAAAAUGCAGCGACUAGCAGUAGGGUCCGUGUAUCAUUCGAUCAUUUAAUUAUUACAUUCAAAGUGGCAAACGAAAAAAGAAAUAAACUGUCCAUAAUUCGUUUAUUUGUUUUUCUGUAUGCAACAAAAAACAACGAAACCUUCAAUGAAUUCCCAUUUUCAGCUUAAAACGAGAAAUCAAAUAAACAAAAAAACAAAAACUAAACAAUUCCAAAUGUUCUUUUUCUUGUCUUUAUUCAUUUUAAUACUCUGGCGUGUGCACGCGUGCGCAUGCGCAAUGUACUGUGGCUAACAUUCCCUGACCUAUCGAAUUCUGUGA